AUGUGUGGCACGGGCGGUGACUGGCUGGAGCUGCGUCGCCAACUGUUGGAUUCAGAUCUCGGCGGAGAGUCGAGCAGCAGCGGCCCGUCAGAAGUCUUGUCAGGUUGGUCACUGUUCGGAUCUCCGACCGACGAUGACGUGGACGGCCCGCCCGAGGGCGCCGACGCCGCCGCCAUAGCUGCUGAUGACAUGAUCGUCGAAGCCCCGCCCGUGGAUGCCAUAGUCGAGGUCCCACCCGCUCAAAGCGGGCGCGGCCGUCCACGUCGGAGAACCGUGAACGCUGUGCUCGCAGAUGUGAUGACACACCACGGCGGCAUCUUGGCGCCGCCAGCGUCUGGGGCGCAGCAGCUCGAGAGCCAGGUCGACCCCGUCGACGGCGGACCCGAGGACAGCAUCGGCGGCGCAGCUCCAGCCAAUAUUAACCCUUUCGUGGUUUCAGAUGCAGAGUCGUUCAGACGCCUGGUGUUAGAGGUGGGCGAUGCAAUCGCCAACAACAUAAGUUUAGACGGCUUGUUGGACCAGACGCACAUGGAGAUCGGCCUGGUCUUCACAGAGGCCGUUCGCUCAGAUGAGACCCAGUUGCCUGCGAGGGGCGCCGCGGGGUCGAACGACGAAGGCAAUAUAUACAACGACUUGCCCGACGAUGCUGACGAGAGGGCGAAGCUGGUCAACACCGAAUGGAACUACGGCAUGUUGUUUGUGAAGCGGGGCAGCGGCGGCCAACCUUCCUCAUACGUCAGUUUCUCAUUCAGUCUCUGCACCCCUGUCCAAGUGGUUUCGAAUACAACUGGAGAAUGUUAUUACGCCGUGCUGCACCAGACCCGCCUGGCCGACGCAGACCGCAUCGUUCAGAAGUUCGCCCGCCACCAGAGGAACACGACCACAGACGGAGACAGGGCGUUCAUCAGAGCUGAGCGUCACCGCUCAUGUGUCUACCCCGACAUGCACUUGCUACAUAAGCUGCGUUGCGUCCAUAGAGCGUCAAAUUGCAAGAAGGAGCCAUUCAAGAAAAAAGUGCCCAGAGAAAUUGAGUGCUACACCAAUCUCGCCCUUGUGAUGCGCAGGGCCUACAACAGCAACACUUUUCGGAGAGAGGUUAAGAAACUUAUACUUGCGCCUGGUCGGUUCACUUACCUGGCGGAGGGGGCCUGCUUGCCAGUGCAUGUGAAACGUCUCGAGCACCUCCUCGACCUUGCGGCGCCGCCCCGCACCCGCAAGAACGUGUGGAGGCGGAGCGUCAUAUGGGCUACGAUCAACGGCGGCAUCGACGGCUCCAGGCUCAUUCACGUUGCGAACUCCCCCAACGGAUGCAGAUCUGAAGAACGAGUUCGGCAAUUGUUGUCCCGCGAUUUCCUCACUGCCAUAUGUCCGCGGGCACCCCGUUCGUUUCCUUGUCGCCAGUGGAAUGGGUGCGAAGAGAUAGUGGAGUAUUUCAUUCUUGUGCAGGGCUUGGGAAUAUUUGCCGACGCAUGGAGCAAGUGGAUUGCCGUGUAUUAUCCCAGCGAGAAGAAGGGCGCACAUCCGAGAGUUGACCUAGACGGCAAGGGCGCGCUCCAAGCGGCCCUGGACUCGAACCCAGCAGGCAUGAGCGUGCCGCAUCUCACCGUCGCAGCGCAGGAAGAGUUGAAAAAGCUCGAACAGAAGAGCCAUAGGGGUACCGUCACGAAGCACUUAGCUACUAUUGGCCCAGAUGAAGUCCUAUCCACUGCCGUCGUCGUGCUGAGAACAAUGAACUUGCACCGCGAUUUCAUCGGUGGGCUGAUCUACUCUUGUGGUGACCAUAAGAAGUUGAAACAGAAAGCGUCAGCAUCCCAGGCGUUGAAGGGCAACCAUGGCCGCACCUUCAUGUAUCAAGUUCUGGAGGCUUACGACGUGGAGUUGGAGACUCGUCUGGUUGACAACGCUUUCUUUCUGAUGUCAGACUCCGCUCAUUGGGAGAGCAUCCCGCUGCGAUGCAGGACUCUGAGGUUGCAGUGCACUGCGUUCCGCUUGCUAUCUCAGGCCGUCUGCACGACAUCACUUAUCAAGUUGGAGAAAACAUGGUAUCCGAAUAAAACGUUUGCUGGCAUCCGCAGCGACGAUGCCAUGCAGGCGGCUCUCGACGAGAAGGAUUGCUUGCUCGACCCCUGGUCGCUGCAGUUCUGCAGGCACCACAGGCACGGGGUCAUCGCAGACGCGCAGCAUGACUUGAUGCACGUGGCUAGCUUGCUCCAUGAGGACACAGUGAAGCAGGAGUGGAGCCAAGGCGUCUUGCGACGCACCAUCGCCUCACGAUCGGUCAACACGUGGGUUGCCAGCCUUUCCCGCAUCAACGUCGAAUGGAUCGGCCAAGGGUUCCGCAGGCUGGCGAGAGCCUUUCGGCAGCUUCGGACACCCAGCUCAAGCAGCCCUGCGGCCGACCAGCCAUGCCAGCAACAAGCCCGCGCUGCUGGCGCCCCGAGCGCCCCGCGGAGGCGGAAGCUGCGGGCUGCCGACGUCUUCUUCAGUCGUGAGUGCGGGCAGGAAGGCAACGCACAGCCCAGCUUCUCGGGGAUGUGGGCGAAGUUCCGCAGGCUGGGCGACGGCGACAUCGACGAGCUCCAGCGGCAGGCGGAUGAGGCCAACGCUGAGGUCAACGAGGGGAGGAGGCCUUUUCCGAUGGGUCGGCGCGAGAUGCAGCGGGCCAGGGCCCGCGCCGACGCAGAGGCAGUUGCCGCGAUGCACGUCCGCGCUCAGCUCGCCGAUGACAGAGUUGGUCAGCCUGCUCCCCUGCACCGCGCCCUGGGGGCCCAUGGGCGCACCCUCGCUGCCGUUGCUGCGGCUGCCCCGUCGGGUGCGUUGGCCGCCAGGCCGAGCGCAGACGCCCUUGCAGUCAUCAAGCGUGCUCUGCGGACCUCUUCGGACUCGGAGCGGCGUGAGGAGAAGGUUGCCGAGCAGCAGGUGGUCGAUUUCGCCGAGAGGGGCGGCCGCGCGGGCGCUCGGGAGCUGGCCCUGGCAGCGGGCCGCGUGGUGCCGCAUGCCGCUGACGCCAGCUUAUUCGUUGCCGACCCGAGGAACGCCCAGUCCGAGGAAGGCGCGCCGAAUUUCUUGCACGCCGAGUGGGCCGACGACUCCGUCUACCAGCGGGCGCAGCGACUCGCUGCGCUGACGGGGCAGACCCGCCCAGUGCGCGCGUUGCGAGGUCUCUUGCAUCGCUUCUGGCAUGGGCUGUCCCGCACAAUAUUGCACAAGGACUGCGAGGUGUUCGACGAGCCACCUGUCCACAGGAGGUGCUGGGAGGCUCGCCGUUGCAUAUGCUGCCCUGAGUCGGCGUCGCUGGUAAAGUUGAGGGCUAACCUCGAGAAGACCACGCGGCGCUUAUACCGCCCUGGAGCUCUUCGGUCCAACGUUGAUUCAGGGUUCAUCGUGUGCUGUUUCAUCGGCUUGGCUGUUCGGCAAGAUGGGGAUGGCGGCCCCGCUGCCGAGUGCGACGAUGGUGCCCUCUACGCGUUCAUGCACGUCGGCUUUCACAGCUGA
Prorocentrum cordatum is the source of this 3495-nucleotide messenger RNA. The record is from the annotation of a GenBank genome assembly. NCBI's taxonomy places the organism in Eukaryota, Dinophyceae, Prorocentrales, Prorocentraceae.